Molecule: messenger RNA, 1158 nt
Organism: Aspergillus tubingensis
Lineage: Eukaryota; Fungi; Ascomycota; Eurotiomycetes; Eurotiales; Aspergillaceae
Product: purine and uridine phosphorylase
Exons: 1
Coding region: 1-1158 (385 amino acids)
Biological process (GO): nucleoside metabolic process
Molecular function (GO): catalytic activity
Source: RefSeq, a predicted model, not a curated record
AUGCCGCAAACCACAACAACAAAAAAGAGUCUUCCCCCUCUCUACACCUACACAAUCGCCUACAUCACUGCCCUGCCUAAAGAACAAACCGCCGUCCUGGCCACUCUCGACACCAUCCACCACCAGCACAUCCCAACCCCCGCAAGCGACAAAAACACCUACACUCUCGGCUCCAUACCACCGCACAACAUCGUCCUAACCUGCCUCCCCACCAUGGGAACAACCUCCGCCGCGAGCGCAGUGACAUCACUUCUGCACACGUUCCCAUCCAUCAGAUUCGUUCUGCUCGUUGGAGUGGCGGGCGGUAUUCCGAGGAAUGGGGUACGGUUGGGUGAUGUGGUUGUGAGUGUGCCGGUCAGUGGUGGGUACGGGGGUGUGGUGGGGUGGGAUAUGGGGAAGUUAGUGGCUGGGGGAAAGAUAGCAAUGCAACAUGCUGGAGGGAGCUUGAAUCGGCCGGGGAGUAAGUUGCUUGGGGCGGUGAAUCGGUUGAGGAGCGAGUAUGAGUUGUAUGGGGUUGGGGUGGGCAGGGUUCUGGGGGAUUUGGAAGGGAAUGGUGGACUGGGUCUGGGGAAGGAGUUUACGAGGGGUGAGGGGUUGAGCGAUCCGGUUGUUAUUCGGGACAGAGAUGGGGAUGGAGGGAGGUGGUGGCUGUGGGGUGCUUUGGGGAGGAUGGUUUGGGGGAUUAUUGGUGCUAUUCUGGUAUGUGUUUUUGGGUUUGCUUCGGAGGGUAUGAGAAUUAGGGUGGAGGAGGGGAGGAAGAAGAGGGCAGGGGGUGUAAUUGGUGAAGAGACGAAAGUUAAGAAGCAGGUAACUGUGCACUAUGGACUUAUUGCAUCUGGGAACUGGGCUGUGAGGGAUGCCAAGGCUCGAGAUGCACUCAAUAAGAGGUUUGAUGGGCAGUUGCUCUGUAUAGAGGACAGUGGAGCUGCCGGGGUGAUGAAUGAGAUUCCGAGCAUUGUCAUCUGUGGGAUUUCAGACUAUGCGGACGCGAGUGCGAAUGAGGAUUGGCAGGCAUAUGCUGCUACUGUGGCUGCGGCUUAUGCGAAGGAGCUGCUGAGGUUCUUGCACCCGUGUGUUGACGAUAUGGAGAUGCUUUACCGUUCUAGGGCUGGGGUUGAGAAUGGUAAGUGGGUACUUUAUCAUUUUUUCCUCGUAUGA